Messenger RNA from Eimeria maxima, 4722 nucleotides. RefSeq lists its product as hypothetical. The record is from RefSeq and is a predicted model, not a curated record. The transcript is spliced from 4 exons. Gene Ontology annotation, molecular function: transcription cis-regulatory region binding. Gene Ontology annotation, cellular component: nucleus. The coding region runs from base 1 to 4722 and encodes 1573 amino acids. Lineage: Eukaryota; Apicomplexa; Conoidasida; Eucoccidiorida; Eimeriidae. Gene Ontology annotation, biological process: regulation of transcription by RNA polymerase II.
AUGAGGGAACAGCUGCAGCUAGGGAGUGUCUCCCUGCAGCAGAAGGAGGAAGAGCAGCAGCUGCAGCAACAGCAGCAAGAACAGCAGCAGGUAGAUGAGCAGCAGCAAAGUUUGGAGACAAAAGAUCUGCCUAUACCUGCUACAAUUAGUAGUUGGCGUAGAGGGCGAAGAUCUCCUUCUGCUAUAGCUAGGGGAGUAUCUGCGAAGGUGGGGGCACCCCACGAAGGGAGGAGGAAGAACAGCCUAGCAGCAGCAGCAGCAGGAGGGAUCUGGGUCGGGAUCGGGGUCUCGCUGCGAGCCCGGAUUGGGAUCGUGGUCGGCGUCAGGGCUGGGAUCGUGGUGAAGGUGAGCCUCAGUUGUGGGGCCAGGGACCGACUCGGAAUCAGGAUCGGGAACGGGAAAUGGAAGGGGGUUGGGAUCGUGUUGGCGAUUGGGAUCGUCAUCGUUUUGGAGGUCGCAGUGGGGAACGUCACCUCGAUACACUUCGUGCUCGAUAUGGAUAUCGUGCGGGUGAUGAGGGUCGCGGCUGGGAUCGUGGGACUGGUGGGGAUCGUGGUUGGGAUCGUGGAACUGGUUGGGAUCGUGGUUGGGAUCGUGGAACUGGUUGGGAUCGUGGUUGGGAUCGUGGGACUGGUGGGGAUCGUGGUUGGGAUCGUGGAACUGGUGGGGAUCGUGGUUGGGAUCGUGGAACUCGUGGAGAUCGUAGUUGGGAUCGUGGGACUGGUGGGGAUCGUAUUUGGGAUCGUGGGACUGGCGGAGAUCGUGGUUGGGAUCGUGGUGGGGAUCGUAGUUGGGAUCGUGGUGGGGAUCGUAGUUGGGAUCGUGAUGGGGAUCGUAGUUGGGAUCGUGGUGGGGAUCGUGCAGGGGAACGAGGGUACCGUCUUCCGUAUGGAUCUCGUUUUAGGGAAGGUGGUGAUGAAGGGGAUCGGGCAGGGGACCGUGCUGGAGCAAAUGAGGGUGAUUGGGGCCGUGGUGGGGAUCGUGGUGGGGAUCGUUCAGGGGAUCGUUCAGGGGAUCGUUCUGCUUAUGGAUAUCGUCAUAGGGAUAGUGCUGAUGCUGGGGCCCGUGUUCGUUAUGGGGAUCGUUUUGAGGAACGUGCUGGAGACCGUGCUGGGGAUCGUGACGGUGAUGGGGAUCGUGUUGGGGGUCGUGGGGAAGAUGGGGAUCGUGUUGGGGAUAGCGGAGCUCGUUCUUCGGAUCGCUGGAGAACGGGUGUGGAUCAUUGGGGAGCGGCUGGAGAUCGUUGGGGAGCGGCUGGAGAUCGUUGGGGAGCGGCUGGAGAUCGUUGGGGACCGGGUGGGGAUCGCUGGGGAUCGUGUUAAGGAUAGUGCUAGGAAACGUAUGGACGACCCUGGUGGGGAUCGUGUUGAGGAUGGUGAUGGGGAUCGUGAUGGGGAUCGUGAUAGGGAUCGUGAUAGGGAUCGUGAUAGGGAUCGUGAUACGGACCGUACUGAGGAUCCCCAUGGGCAUCGUGUUGAGGAUCCUGUUGAGGAACCUGUUGAGGUUCCUGUUGAGGGUCCUGCCGAGUAUCCUGUUGAGGAAGUUGUUGAGGAACCUGUAGAGGCUCCUGAUGAUGGUGUAGAUGAGGAUGCAUACUUGGAUCCUGCUGGGGAUCGUGUUGGGGAUCGUGUUGAGGAUCGUGCGAGUAGUGCGAUGGUAGAGGAGAGACAAGGGAGUAUGUGGGGUCCUAGUAUACUGAAUACUUUAUCUUGUUUAUUAGAACGGGUAGAGGAGGAGACAACAGAGAUGGCAAAAGAAUUGGAUGCUGUUUCGGCCUCUCGUUUGUUAUUAACAGUUGGCAGAUUUAUGUUGCUGGAGUUGGGAUCGGUAGGAGGAGUAUUAGGAGGAGAAGACAGACAAUGGGCAGCAAAUUGUCUCCUUAAUUUCUCUAGUGUAUUAACAGCAGCAGCAACAACAACAAGGGUAAAAGAACAAAUCUAUCAAUCUGCCAAUAAAAGCAGAGAUAUGCUGCUGCUGCAGCAGCUAGCUAUGACUGUCUCCUCCUUCUCUAUGACACCUUAUCUACAGCCACAUAUGUCUACUGUUAAGAGACAUUCCCUCUUAGUCUCUAUGAAGAUAUCUGUUAGUGCAUUAUUAAGUUUAUUGUCUUCCCUAAGAAACCAGAUAAAGUUGAGUAAUAUACAUGACAUUGUUAAGGGAGCAGCAGAAGCAGCAGCAGCAUCUGCUGCUGCAACAGCAGCAUCAGCAGAGGGUUACAAGUUAGAGGCUGCAACAGCUGUAGCUAGUGCAACAGCAGCUGCUGCAGCUGCAGCUGCUGCAGCAGCAGCAGCAAGUCAUAGAGAAUUAUAUAGUUAUCUACUAUCCAUGCAGUCAUUAGUAGAUCUAAGAAGAAAACAAAUGCUUAGACAUCCCCUUGAUUGUAUGUGGCUACUAGUAGAGGAGAGACGUUGUUGUCCUGGUUUCCUCUUUUCCUUAGAUGAGACAAUAUCCGAGAAGGGACCGCAUUAUACAUCUAAAUAUAUUAUAUUAGGAGAGAUAAAAGAAGUUGUACCUUCAGCAGCAGCAGCAGCAACGGCGGCAUCAGCAGAUGAGGGGGAGGGGAAUGAUAACGCGGAGAAGGAGGAUGAUCAACAGAUAGGGGAGGAAUACCAACCUCAUGUCGGUACCGAUCCCGCUACCGAGAAUGCCUCGGGAGGAGCAGGAGGUGGGGUGGACAAGGAGGCAGCAGCUGCAGCAAGAUCUGCUGCAGCAACUGCUGCAGCAACUGCUGCAGCAGCUGUUGCUACAGCAGCUGCAGCAGCAGCAGCAGCAGCAACAAUGCAAGCAGAUAAUAACCCAUGGGUAUCUUAUGUUCCUCCCUCAAGCCGACAAAAGGAGACAAAAUACACAAUUUUUGGAAGGGGAGAGGAGGAGGCGGAGAGAAAGGAGACGAUCCCGAUCCCACAGACGACCCCGAUCCCACAGACGACCCCGAUCCCACAGACGACCUCGAUCGCACAGACGACUUCGACCGCACAGACGAUCUCGCUCCCACAGACGAUCCCGAUCCCACAGACGACUCCGCCCCCCAAGACGAUCCCGACCGCAAAGACGGCCCCGAUCCCAAGGUAUAUACCUCCAAGGUUAAGGCAAUCGAGUCAGAGCGAGCAAACCUCAGCUGCAGCAGCAGCAACAACAGCAACAGCAACAGAAGGAACAGAAACACAGCAGCAGCAGCAGCAGGUGCAGUCACUACAAGAAUGGGGACAGGGAGAAUCGUCAUGGCAGCAAACUGAUCCUGCAGCAGCAGCAGCUGCUGCUGCUGCUGCUUUCUUUAGAGACAGAGUUGGUGCAGGCAGCAUGCAGAGACGAACACCCCUGCAACAGCAGCAAGCGGCAGAGGGGGAGGGAGACGAGGAGACAGUUGAUGAUGGGGAGGUGACACUAGUGGCGGAGACAGGAGGAGACACUUUCCCUUUUCUAGACGACACUUAUCCAUACACCUGGGGGAUACAAUUGUUACCUGGGGAGACACAACAGGAGACAGUUGGAUUUGUAUGGGAGCCAAGGGGGGAGGGAGGGGAGACAGGAGGAGACGGUCAGGGAGGAGAGACAGGAGGCGCUUAUGGAGGAGACUGGAUAGAUAGUUUAUUAACGGAGACAAGUCCUUAUUAUCCUGUGUGGUCAACAGGAGAUAGUAAUGAGGAGGCAGCAGCAGCAGCAGCAGCAGAAGAAGAAGAAGAAGAUAUAAGGGGACAGGGAACAGCAGACCCCCUAUGGCAGGAGGAGACAGGUUAUAUGCCAUGGCAAGAGGAGGCAGAACAAUAUAAUUGGGAUAGUCGUCUCUUUGAGGAGGGGACAGGUAGUCCCUUUAUUUAUAGAGGGAGCAGACACAUGGGGGGGCAGACAGGGAGGCGACAGCAGCAGCAAGAGCAGCAACAGCAGCAGCAGCAGCAGCAGAUAUGGAUGGGACAGCAGCAGGAGCAGACAGGAGUUGUCUCCUCACCAGAGGCCUUAUAUAUACAACAAGGACUAUAUGUAUACCCAAAGGCAGUAAGGGUAUACCCUCAAUUGGAGAGGAGACAGUUACUGUCGGAGACAGGAGACACCUGGCAGGAGACACAGGUGACACCUGAGGAGACACCUGAGGAGACACCUGAGGAGACACCUCAUGAGACAGAGGAGGCAGCUGGUUUCCAGUUGGUGCCCAGUGGUCACCAGUGGUCUCCUGGGGUGUAUAGUAAGGGAGGAAGGACAUCGCAUGCAAUAGAUAUAAGGGGAAGUAAGGAGACAGUAGGUGGGCGAUCAGGAGACGGUAUUGGGAUCGGGAACGGGAUCGGGAUCGGGGAUCGAUCCCACUCCCCACACUCGGAUGCCUCCAGGGGCUCUCGCCUCUCUGCAUGGGUCAAAAUAGACGAGGAGGAGACACAAAAAGAGACAGUAAAGGGGACAGUAAAGGAGACAGAAGAAGAGACAGGAAAGGGGACGGAUAAGGGGACAGGAAAGGGGACAGAUAAGGGAAAAGGAGACAGGAAAGACCCCUUAGACUUUGAUACAUUAGCAGCAGAACUAUCAGCAAUCAUGGAUCCUUCUUCUUCUUCUUCUCCUCCUGUUGUCCCCCGUAGGAGACAAGAAGAAGGAAACGAGACAGGUAAAGAAGACAGGCAAGGGGGCCCCCCUAGGGGAGAAGGAGACAGGCAAGGGGGCCCCCCUAGGGGAGAAGGAGACAGGCAAGGGGGCCCCCCUAGAGGAGAAGGCGAAAGGGAAGGGGGCCCCCCCUAG